Molecule: messenger RNA, 1269 nt
Organism: Pelmatolapia mariae (spotted tilapia)
Lineage: Eukaryota; Metazoa; Chordata; Actinopteri; Cichliformes; Cichlidae
Exons: 3
Coding region: 46-1269 (407 amino acids)
Source: RefSeq, a predicted model, not a curated record
AGAAGAAGGUUGAUAACGGAAACACUUCACUGUCAGAUCGUCAGGAUGAGCCUUUCAUCAGUGUUCGUGUUCAUUCUUCCUUUUAUCUGUGAGGGGUUGGGAGCGCUGAUCCAAACCACUGUGGGGGCAGAUGUCGAGUUUCCGCUCUCAGAGGAGUGCAGGAAGGGAGAAGGCACACUGUAUCAGCGGCUGGAUGAUGCCAGCACUCAGCUCAUCGCAUCUCUAAACGGUUCCUGGAAGCCAGAGCGAGAUUACACUGACCGUGUGGUCGUAGGACGCGAUUCGUUAAUCUUAACAAAUGCUAACUUCAAUGACAACGGACAUUAUGAGUUUACCUGCAACAGGAAACACUUGGAAGCUUACAAGCUGGAGGUAUUUGUGCCCUCUGAAGUUGCUGUAUCCGAGGGUGGGGAUGCCAUCCUCCCGUGUCGCUCCGUCACAGCGGGCCAGUCGGUGAAGUCUGCGCGCUGGAGGAGAAACGGGGAAGUACUGCUCGAGCUGAAUGGUCGGACAGGGGAAAUCACAUACGGGAAUGACUUUAACAGAAGCCGGGUAUCGAUACCAUUUGACUGGGACCGACGGGCAGACCUGUCCCUCACCAUAAAGAGAGCUCAGCAACAAGACGGAGGAGUUUAUUACUGUGAUAUAGAGAAGGCCGAGAAACACCGCUCUGCUGUCCGCCUGCGAGUGCGCAAACCACCGGAGUCCUCCCACUGGAUAUGGAUCACAAUCAUCAUAACAGCAGCUGUGACAUCUGUGAUUGUUUUUACUCUCAAGUUCUUUUGGGGCUGGAGAGAGAAGACCAAGGAUGUCGAGUUUCCGCUCGCAGAGGAGUGCAGGAAGGGAGAAGGCACACUGUAUCAGCGGCUGGAUGAUGCCAGCACUCAGCUCAUCGCAUCUCUAAACGGUUACUGGAAGCCAGGGCGAGAUUACACUGACCGUGUGGUCGUAGGACGCGAUUCUUUAAUCUUAACAAAUGUUAACUUCAAUGACAACGGACAUUAUGAGUUUACCUGCAACAGGAAACACUUGGAAGCUUACAAGCUGGAGGUAUUUGUGCCCUCUGAAGUUGCUGUAUCCGAGGGCGGGGAUGCCAUCCUCCCGUGUCGCUCCGUCACAGUGGGCCAGUCGGUGAAGUCUGCGCGCUGGAGGAGAAACGGGGAAGUACUGCUCGAACUGAAUGGUCGGACAGGAGAAAUCACAUACGGGAAUGACUGGUAUCGAUACCAUCUGACUGGGACCGACGGGCAGACCUGUCCCUCACCAUAA